Molecule: messenger RNA, 1589 nt
Organism: Asterias rubens (European starfish)
Lineage: Eukaryota; Metazoa; Echinodermata; Asteroidea; Forcipulatida; Asteriidae
Product: zinc transporter ZIP1-like
Exons: 1
Coding region: 322-1332 (336 amino acids)
Biological process (GO): zinc ion transmembrane transport
Cellular component (GO): plasma membrane
Molecular function (GO): zinc ion transmembrane transporter activity
Source: RefSeq, a predicted model, not a curated record
GACAUCUGGUAUAGUGUUUGCACAACGAAAAUAACGAUUUUAUUAAUACUUUGCAAAGGCCUACACAUUGGUAGGCUAUUUUUGUAUUGUUUUCAGACAAAAGCAGGUUUCCUUGUACAUGCCCAUGCCCAUUCAUGUCACCAGUUGUAUGGCAGUAUGUGACUGGUUAAGUCAUGCGUCAUAACUAAAAUUUAAUAAGCUUUUAUGAAUCUGCUCGGUGCACUUGCUGUUGAUCAUUUACGAAUACUUGUGUUCUGUUUGGAACAAGCACUUAUUGUUCGUCUGCUGUAACUAAGGUGUAGGCCUACACACUUCAGCAACAUGUUGGAGGUAACAGAAAUCAAAGUGGUCGCCAUUUUCACACUACUGUGUGCGGCUUUGCUCUUUGGGUUAAUCCCAAUAUGCCUCAUCUCCAAUACAUCGAUGAGGGACCCUAAACACCGUGAGCGAGUGAAACGUGCCGUUGGUUGGCUCAACGCUUUUGCCGGCGGAGUCUUCAUGGGAAUCGCGCUGAUCCACCUCCUCCCUGAGGCAAGAAUGCUGAUGACGGAUGCGUUCGAAAUGCAGGGCUUGAUGUACCAUUUCAACUGGGCCGAGUUCACAGCGGCUGGCGGGUUCUUCUUGAUAGUGUUCGUCGAGCAAAUUAUCUACCUCUGCCAGAAUAGACUUGCAAAUGACGAAGAGCCAGAGGAAGUUGCUUUUGCUGGUAAAGAGGUAACCAGUGACAAAGCUGACACUGCUCAAACAUCGGAUCCUCAAAAGACGAGAGACGAGUCUACUAAAUCUGACAGCAAGCCUUUGGUGGAGGACGACGAUGAUAAAGACGCGGGAAUGUUGAACCUACCAACAAGACUCACCACCCUACGAGCCGUCAUACUUCUGAUCUCACUCUCUCUACAUUCAAUAUUCGAAGGCUUGGCAAUCGGGUUACAGCUCAACAGAAAAGACGUGGUCGACAUAUUCAUAGCCAUUGCCCUGCACAAGGGAAUCGAGGCGUUUACCAUUGCGAUCAGCUUCGCCCAAACGUAUGUGAGUAACACAGCCAAGAGUGUGUACUGCGUCGUCUUCUCACUGAUGUCUCCAAUCGGGGUUGGUAUCGGUAUACCCAUUGCCCAGGCUACCCUCGCCAAACACAAAGAGAUGCCAGGUUCAAGUCGGAUGGUCAAUGCCGUUCUGCAAGCUAUGGCUACUGGCACAUUCAUGUUUGUUACAUUCAUUGAGAUUCUACCGCAAGAACUCAACUCUAAGAAAGACGGUAUGGCCAAGUUUGCAUGCGUGCUUGUGGGAUUCGGAGCGAUAUCGGCACUGAAUGCUUUCGAACAUAAAAUGUAGAGCUGCUGAAAUGACUGUUCUUUGAAACCACACUUAAUUUGCCAUCGUUCAAUUCUUAAAAAAUAACUGAACUAACUUGGGUUGGAUGUCUAGUACGCACAAAUUUAUCUGCCAUUGUCAAGUCUCGCGCAGAUGAACAUGUUUGUUACCACUUUGGUCACAAGAGCCGAGUGUUGAUUAAACACUCGCGCACUUUUAAACGGGUCACAAUGUUAUGGUGUUCCAUAUGUGCCACCUUUAUUCCGAUUUUUAUUUAC